AUGGCGAGGCUCCCGGUGUUCGACCUGCUGGUGCUUGUGUUGGCUAAGGCGAUUGGAAUGGUUCCUCUUCUCGCCCCGCACGCAUAUAUACCCAUACGGCCAUACGAGGGAAAACAUUGGGGCAUUUUCAUCUGCUGGCUUCUGGGGAAUGGAUGCCUCUUUGGGUUCAACAGCAUGCUUACUAUUGAAGAUUACUACACAUACCUCUUCCCGAAGUAUCACCCCACUAGAGUUGUCACACUUACAUAUCAACCAUUCAUCCUCGCCACAACUGCCAUAUUCACGCAUCAUGAGGCAAAGGUCAACACUAGGUUGCGCAAUUUGGCGGGGUACACACUAUUCUUCUUCAGCUCAUUUGCAGCAAUCAUUCUGGAUAUUGCAACUUCAGGAAGAGGUGGAAUUGCCCCCUUUGUUGGCAUAUGUAUCAUUGCUGCUGCUUUUGGGGUUGCUGAUGGUCAUGUUCAAGGUGGGAUGACGGGUGAUCUCUCUCUGAUGUGCCCAGAGUUCAUCCAGUCCUUCUUUGCUGGACUGGCUGCAUCAGGAGCGAUAACCUCUGCGCUGAGGCUUGUAACUAAAGCAGCUUUCGAGAGUUCCCGAGAUGGACUUCGCAAAGGAGCUAGGCUGGAUGAUCAUGCUAACGUUGUUCCUCGGUUUGAGCAAUGGCUAUCUCACCGUGUCCUCACUGAGGCACCCAAAGGGUACAAGGGACCAGAACAAAACGCUUUGGGCAACUUGCUUGUGCUUUGCCUCCUGGGUGGCAUCUUCAGCGGGGCCGUUCUCGACUGGGUGUGGCUCAUAGGCAAAGGGUGGUGA
Molecule: messenger RNA, 813 nt
Organism: Miscanthus lutarioriparius
Lineage: Eukaryota; Viridiplantae; Streptophyta; Magnoliopsida; Poales; Poaceae
Source: the annotation of a GenBank genome assembly